Messenger RNA from Rattus rattus (black rat), 4598 nucleotides. It is a transcript of the gene Rpe, whose product is annotated as ribulose-5-phosphate-3-epimerase. Gene Ontology annotation, biological process: pentose-phosphate shunt, non-oxidative branch; pentose-phosphate shunt; carbohydrate metabolic process. The record is from RefSeq and is a predicted model, not a curated record. The transcript has 6 exons. Gene Ontology annotation, molecular function: metal ion binding; D-ribulose-phosphate 3-epimerase activity. NCBI's taxonomy places the organism in Eukaryota, Metazoa, Chordata, Mammalia, Rodentia, Muridae. The coding region runs from base 346 to 1053 and encodes 235 amino acids. Gene Ontology annotation, cellular component: cytosol.
UGGCGGUAGUCUAGCUGACUAGCCCGUUGCCUUCUUACAUUAUACUCAAUAACUAUUUUUCCUUCCAAAAGGAAAAGAAGCCAUUAUUCUGAGAAGCAGAAAACCCUGGGAAAUCCAAGACAGGAGGCAUAAGCUCUGCACCUGGCUCCUCCCCUAACCAGCCAUCUGACAGCCCCACCCCCAGGAGGAGGCGGGACUUCCUCGCCGUAGGGCAGCUGCUUCCGGCAGAGUCCGGAAGACAGUGCGAGGUGGGAGGGGGCGGAGCCAGUGCGGCGCGCCCAAUCGAGACGAAGUCUUGGCUGGCCCGGGCUCUCGUGGGCUCACUCGCUCUAGGGAACCGGCACCAUGGCGUCGGGCUGCAAGAUCGGCCCGUCCAUCCUCAACAGCGACCUGGCCAACCUGGGGGCCGAGUGCCUGCGCAUGCUGGACUCGGGGGCCGACUACCUGCACCUGGAUGUAAUGGACGGGCAUUUUGUUCCCAACAUCACUUUUGGUCACCCUGUGGUUGAAAGCCUCCGAAAGCAGCUGGGCCAGGACCCUUUCUUUGGCUCACUUCUCAGUAUUUUUUAUCUUUUAUCAUCAGUCUGUCCUGAUGCAAUGCCACCCUCAUAUCCAACCCACUUUUUCUUCCUGGAUUUAGAUAUGCACAUGAUGGUUUCUAGGCCAGAACAGUGGGUAAAACCAAUGGCUGUGGCAGGUGCCAAUCAAUACACCUUUCAUCUUGAGGCAACUGAGAAUCCAGGGGCUUUGAUUAAAGACAUCCGGGAGAAUGGGAUGAAGCAUUGUUUGUUACAGGUUGGCCUUGCCAUCAAACCAGGAACUACAGUCGAAUAUUUGGCCCCAUGGGCUAAUCAAAUAGAUAUGGCCUUGGUAAUGACCGUAGAACCUGGGUUUGGAGGGCAGAAAUUCAUGGAAGAUAUGAUGCCCAAGGCAGGAGCUAACAUGAUUGUGUCUGGCAGUGCCAUUAUGAGAAGUGAUGAUCCCAGAGCUGUUAUCAACUUACUAAGAAACGUUUGCUCAGAAGCGGCUCAGAAACGUUCCCUUGAUCGAUGAAGCCACAAGGAACCCAGUUUCUGCCCAUGAACCCUGUUUUUUACUGGAAACGAGGAAUAUUGACUACCAAUCACAUUGCAAUUGAAGCAAUGCUGCAUUCCAGUGAUUCAAGUCAAUUGUGCAGGAUGGUCAAGAGGUUAGAAAUAACUACCUUUUUAGAGAUGCCAUUUAGAAAUUAACGUGGUGAAAAAUAUUCACAUUUAUACUGGGAGAAUGAUUUUUGUAAAGAGUGAAAAUUUGAUUUGUUAAGAUUACAGAUAGAAAUGUGUCUUAAUGCCUAAAGAGGAAAAUUAGCUACUAUGAAAAACAUUUUUCUGUAUUUUUACAAAGAAUGUUCUGUUGAUUCCCUGGUUUAUCCCUAAAGCAAAUGACAUCCAUAUUUUCUCUAGUUCAUGUCAUUUGUGAUUUGUUUAUAUGCCUGAGAAUAUGAAUGGAAUGAGAUGAAAAUUAGAAGGCUUGGUGGGAUAGCAUGUCAUGGUCUGGUAUUUGAAUUAUUUUUUCUUUUUAUCUUAUACUUGGUUUAUUAAAAACUAUAAAAAUAAUGUAUAAAGCCUAGGGUUUCUGAAAUGCAAGCGCAGACUUAUCAAGGUGUCACCUUUGUCACAGCAGGCUACUCUGUAAUUCCUUCCUGCUGCCUCACUCACCCACCAUUCUUAGGGGUAUGAAAUAGAACCAUACAGUUUCUCUUGGAAGUGCCACUGGGUUGAAUACCAAUAGAACAGAAUAUCCUAUUCUAGCUCUUUAAUGAAAUCACCCAUCUUGUUUUCACUAUAAACUCUUAUAUAUAUUGAAUGGAAUCAUAACUAUUGUGCAUUUGAGAUUUAAAAGGGUAACAUGGUUUUGGAAGGCCUGUACCUAGACUAUAGAGGAUGCUCAACAUAAAAUGGCAAGCAUCAUGUCUGUUUUGAGUUAUUAGCACUUUUGUAUAAUCAGAUUAACUGCUAAAUUGCCCUAUAAUUGUUGGAACAGGUAUUCUUUUCCUAUUAGAAAAGUAAGGCUCCACAGUAGCCUGGUCCAUAGAAAACCUGGUAUAGCAGAAGCAGUUUCUGGUGGGCACUGCUGCUCUGACUACAGACAGAGCUCCUGAGAUGUUAGAGAAGAGGAAGUUUACUUCUCUUACUUUCAGUGUAACUGUAUCCUCCAGCAGAAUCAGUAAGUCAAGAAUACUUGGGAAGUACAGAUUUUGACCCCAAGGAUGGAUGGAUAUAUAAAACAUUUCUAACAAAGAAGAAGGGAGCUAAGAGAUGACAGAUAUUAAUACUUGUUUCUAUUUUAGCUUACCAAAGGUUUGUUCAUUUAAUCAAAUCACACAAUACAAGGCAUAUAGAAAUAACUUUAAUUAAAAAAAACUAUGUAGAAGGUUAUAAUAUCAGUCAUGACAAAGAUUUGAAUUUAUUUGCUGGGACAACUUGUAUUUUUCUGGCUUUUGUUCUUUUUCUUUAAAAAUAAAUGUACAGUAAAACUAUAAGCAAAAGUUUGUAAGUAUUGAAUUUAAAUGGUUCCCCCCUCCCCCUUCUGCAGGGAUCAGUUGCAUUUCCAAUCCUCAACAACACCUUAAGUAUCUAAUCCCACAGAGUGCAAGCUCCGUGGCCAGGAUUCUCAGUAGUAUGGGAACUACAAAUCAAGUAACCUUUCUUUGCAUAACAAAAAGUGGUUGAUACAAAUUGUACUUAACUUUCAUCUAGGAAAAAAAAUGGUAUGGCUUCAAAAAGAAUUUUCCUUAAUGUACACUCCUCAGUAUUCUAUAUUAAAGUCUUGGUCUUGGAAAACUUGAAUCCUUGAUCUAGGAUGCCUGUAAGAGUAGGUAUUUAUGUAAGCUAUAGUAAGGAAAAAACAAAUUAGAAGCUUCUGGCUGUAUAUUAGCUAGACUUACAACCAUAUUAUGAUUUGUAUGCUGUUUUAUAUUUUAAAUUGCUAUCUUGAAGUACAUAAAGCAAGUAAAACUCAGAGUGAAUUUCCAACGACAAUAGUUUUUAAACGUAUCAAUAUAUUAAACUCUUAAGUUGCUUCUCUUAAUUUUGUUAGGAGUAAGCAGAAAGCCUGUGGUUAGUCCAGGAGAGAACAAUGAUUUCAAAUAAAUGAAUGUUGCGUUAUCUGAUAUAAGAAUCUCCAUAAAUAACUUAUAUUGGUUAAACAAUGUUUAGAAUAAAAGAAAACACAACUCGCUCCCCACAGUCAAAGCUUUCAGGUGUCUGUCAUCAGUGAGCACCUGUGUUAGGUAUUCAUGGCAACUUAUUGCAUAGAGUAGUUCAUACAUGCAGUUUUAAGACUACAUAUGUGUGUAUCAUAUGUGUAUACAUUCUGUAUACACACUCGUAUAUUUUCAUAUGUUAUUGCAGCAAUUCUAGUGAACUGCCAUGAGAAUAGAAACAAAGAAGGAGGGCUCUUAUGUCAACAAAUGCCCGAGGUGUGACUUGGCGUGGAUUGCAGCAGGUAGUGUCUUAGUGCUUAUGAUUUGUAUUAUUGGCAAGCACAAGUCACUAGCAUUUGUGUGGGUGAGAAGUAGCUACUUCUGUGAGUCAGGAAGGAAAAGGGACUCCGGCCUAUCCCCUGAACGGUGAAAUACGGGUACAUGCGGCACUCCCUCCUGUGGAACUGUGACCAGAGGAGGUGGAGAUCCAGAAGAGAGGGUAUAGGGUUUUUUUCCUCUUUACCUUUCAGUUACAUACUUUUCUUAAUAUGUUCCCUGUCACCUAUUUCUUUUAACAUUAGUGACUCCUAUACCAAAGAUUUUAUAUUCUUCCAUUCCAUCUAACUGCACUUUUGGAGGGUGGCCAUUCUCGGGUGUAGUGCUACAGAAGGCUUCAUCACGGCAGGCUGUGCUUGCCCCCUCAGUCAGAUCCUUUCUUUCAUCUUGGCAUAAUAAAGCUGCUGUAUCCUCAUCCUUCAGUGGAAAAGCUCGCCGCUCCCACCGCAAAGGCUGAAAGGGUAAACAUUUUCAGUUAAGUUUCACCUAAUUUAAUUAUUUGUUAAUUAAUCUCUAAUGUCAGUUUUUAUAUAAUUAUUUUUCUAGUAUAUAAGUUCAGGUUUUUGUUUUCCUCUCACGUCCAAAUGGAUAUACUGAGAAUUUCCUGACUUUAAGAAUUACUUCUUGAUUUUGCCUUUGCUAGGAAAGAGAACACUCGUCUCUGUUCAGUGUAAGAAUACCUGAGCACAGCCCCUAUAGCGGUUUCUUAUAUUCGCUGUACUUCAUUUCUACCUCACUGUUAUUACAGAUACACAUUGAUUUUUUUUUUCUUCCUGGAUUUUAAUUUCUAUAGUUCCCCUCUAUUUUUGAUCUAGCUAUUUUUCAAUACCUGCAAAUGGGGAAAGAUGCGCGAACUUUGUAUAGUGCUAGGAUACACUUUUCUAAAGUAGGACUGGAUUUGUGUGGAAACAAACCCAUUAGAAGCAGAAAAACAGAAACGGUGCUUACUGUGCACUGUGUAUGAGUCUCCAAUGGAAAGAUUUGCUCUUUAAAGCAAGUUUGAUGAAAUCCCCGUUCCCUAACAGGUAAGUACGUAGAUAGAUGAAAGUUGUUACUGAUAUGCUAUGCCUCCAAAAAA